This is a messenger RNA of Tachysurus fulvidraco (yellow catfish), 746 nucleotides long. RefSeq names its product guanylyl cyclase-activating protein 2-like. The record is from RefSeq and is a predicted model, not a curated record. NCBI's taxonomy places the organism in Eukaryota, Metazoa, Chordata, Actinopteri, Siluriformes, Bagridae. Bases 43 to 624 code for a protein of 193 amino acids. Gene Ontology annotation, cellular component: cone photoreceptor outer segment; photoreceptor inner segment. Gene Ontology annotation, biological process: visual perception. The transcript is spliced from 4 exons. Gene Ontology annotation, molecular function: calcium sensitive guanylate cyclase activator activity; calcium ion binding.
UUCAGGAUGGGGUUUUAGAAGCGCACACAGUGAAGAGAAAACAUGGGACAAACUCAGCACCUUGAGAAAACCGAACACACGGAGAUUGACGUCAUUACGCUUCAGGACAUGUAUAAAAAGUUUGUAAACGAGUGCCCUAGCGGCCUUUUGUUUCUGCAUGAAUUUAAGAAGUUCUUCGGCGUGGGAUCCUCCGGGGAAGCAUCGGAGUACGCAGAGAGUAUGUUUCGAGCCUUUGAUAAGAACGGGGACAACACUAUUGACUUCCUGGAGUUUGUGGCUGCUCUGAAUUUGGUGUUCAGGGGAGAUUUAGAGCACAAGCUGAGAUGGUCCUUCAAAGUGUACGACAAGGACGGCAACGGCUUUAUAGACAAAGCUGAACUCAGAGCCAUUGUUGAAAUCAUACAUCAUGUCAGGAAAGUAGGCAGGAAAGAUCCCGAGGUGUCUCCUGAUGAAAUCUGUGAAAGAAUCUUCAAAGUGGUCGACGUGGAUGACGACGGUCAGAUUACCCUGGAGGAGUUUUUAGCAGGAGCUCAGAAAGAUCCAUGGAUCCUGAACCUGUUGCGUUUAGACAUGAAUCCCUACAGCUGGGUGGUGGAACAGAGAAGGAAAAGCGCUCAUUUCUGACAUGAAAACGUCUCCACUGGAAAUUCACAGUAUCAGAUGGAUCCUGAGUUGUUAUUGUACUAGAUUCAUUAGUUUCACAACCGAUACUACAAAUAUAUAUAAUUACAAAAUUAUCUAAGGAU